UGGAACAAGCACCACCACCAGCGGCUCCGAAAGACGAUGCAGGCUACACUGCGGUUAGGGGGCUCCUCGGUCGCCCGGGGGCUCCCGCGGAGGUCUCGCCCUCCUUCGCUGGCGGCGCUCUCCUCUGCCUGGGCGGACCCCACGCCGUGUUCUCACAACGGAUUUGCCGGUACCUCGGCAGUGACCUUCGGAUCCCGGCACCACCUCGGCUCGAAGGCACCGGCCGCGAGCCCUCCCGUCCACGCCACCCCGCACUACAUGGACUACGACACCCUAGUGGACAUGCACCUCAUCACGCGCCAGAGCUUCGGGAACCGGCCCCUCUUCGGGACCCAGAAAGGAGACAAAGAUUCGCCGUUCGAGUGGCUCACGUACAAGGAGUUCGGCAAGCAGGUGGAUCGAUGCCGAGCCGCGCUGGCCAGGCUAGGGAUCACCCACGGCGACACCGUGGGGAUCAUCAGCAACAACCGGGAGGAGUGGGCCGUGUGCGCGUACGCCACGUACUCCCUAGGCGCAGUAUUCGUGCCCAUGUACGAGGAACAGCGCCCUCAAGACUGGCGUUACAUUCUGGAGGACUCGGGAGCCAAGUGCCUGUUUGUGGCGACGAAGGGCAUCUACAGCGAGACCUUCCACUUCGCCGGAGUGCAGGGCAACGUGCAGAACGUGUUCUGCUUCGACCAGCCCGCCGGACAGCCCGGGUCUUUCAAGGACCUUCUCGAUUCUAGUGCUGGUGAGGGCGCUGUUGGGAGGGGAGGGAAAACGAUAGAGAAGGGAAGGACAGAGCUUCAUGCGCACCGAAACGCCGCUUUCCGUCUUAUGGUGGAACAAGUCGGCUCAUUGUUGCGCUCUCCGUUCGUCGCCGCUGCCGCCGUGCCUCUUGCUCUACGCGAUCUUGAAGAGGAGAAGGUGCCGGCGUACAUUCCUGACCCUAGCGAGCUGGCGACGCUCAUCUACACGUCGGGUACCACGGGCAAGCCGAAGGGGGUGAUGCUGUCGCACGGCAACAUCAUCUCCAACAUUGUCGGCAUCAGGGCCAUCCUGCCCGAGGACCUCGUGUCCUGUCACGAUCGCUCCCUCAGCUUCCUGCCGUGGGCGCACUGCUACGGGCAAACGGCGGAGCUCCACGCGCUGAUGGCUCACGGCGCCUCGAUGGGCAUCUCGAGGGACGUGACGGCACUGCUGGAACAACUAGCUGAGGUGAAGCCGACCCUGCUGUACGCCGUGCCGCAGCUGUUCAAGAGGGUCUGCGACGCCAUCCACGCCAAGGUAGCCGAAAGCAGCCCGACCAAGCAGUACCUUUUCAAGAGGGCGCUUCAGACGGCCCACCGGCGGAGGAAGCACAUCGAGGCCGGGGAACCCGUGGGAGCCGCCCUUGAGCUGCAGCACCGCCUUCUCGACCAGGCCGUGCUGAGCAAGAUCCGGGACAGGUUCGGCGGCAACCUCAAGGUGUCGUUCGUCGGUGGGGCGGCCACCAACAUGGAGGUGCUCAACUUCUUCGAGAACAUCGACAUCAAGAUCCUCGAAGGAUACGGCCUCACCGAGACAUCCCCGAUGGUAACCGUCAACACGCCCGAACAGGAAUUCCGAAGGCUUGGGUCGACGGGACGCUGCUUGGCGGACGUGACCGUCAAGAUCAUGAUGGGAGGGGAGGAGAUGCCCGCUGGAGAGGAAGGUGAGGUCUGCGUUAGCGGGCCCAACGUGAUGCAGGGCUACAACAACCUCCCGGAGGCAUCCGCGGAGGUGCUGUUCGACCUCGACGGACAGAGGCAAGCGGGAACAGGAUUCGAGACUGUGAUUCUUGCCACCGUGUCAACGUUUUUUUCGAGACUAUGUCCCGUAUCUUACGCCCAAACACGCCUGAUUGGCACGGCGUGGAAAACCAUCGAAUCCAGGUACUUCCGCACGGGAGACCUUGGUCGCAUGGAAGACGGGACGUACCUGCGCAUCACCGGGCGCAUCAAGGAACAGUACAAGCUUGAGAACGGAAAGUACGUGGUGCCUGGGCCCAUCGAGGCGGCCAUGACGUCAUCGACCUACAUCACGCAGGCUCUCGUGUUCGGAGACAACCGUCCCUUCAACGUCGCCCUAGUCUUUCCCGACUGGAACCUCGUGAGGUCCUGGGCGGAGAGCAAGGGGAGGGCCAGCGAAGGCACGUCGCUGGAGGAGCUGGCUUCGAUGGACGUGGUCAAGAACCUCAUCGCCGGGGAGAUCGCGCUCUCGCUUGACGGUUUCAAGAAGUACGAGAUGCCCAGGACCUUCGAGCUGCUCGAGGAGGGCUUCACGAAGGAGAACAACAUGCAGACGCAGAAGCUCAGCACCAAGCGGCACGUGGUCAUCAAGCAUUACCACGACACCCUCAUGCACAUGUACGGGGACCGGGUGCACCAGAACCACCUCCAAGAACAGGCCGCCUGACCACCUACUACCCGGUGAUGGUUCAAGAUUCGGCAGGAGGACCCCCCUUGCAACGUCUUGGGGAAUCAAUAUGGGGGUAUUGCGACUGGGCUUGAGGUUUACGAAUCAUGCAUUCACCACACAGAUCGACUGCUUGGGG
Messenger RNA from Ectocarpus sp. CCAP 1310/34, 2554 nucleotides. The record is from the annotation of a GenBank genome assembly. NCBI's taxonomy places the organism in Eukaryota, Phaeophyceae, Ectocarpales, Ectocarpaceae.